AUGAUCGAGGGCAACGGGUUCAUCUCCGCUGAGGCUGGGCCAUCGAGGCCUCGCUAUGACGAACAACGCCCUCUUGCAAAUGGGAUAAAAGAGAUUCAUCCCGAAGGCGAAAUAGGGGACGAAGGUGAUGAAGAUGAUCUGGAGGAAAAUCAGAGGGAAGAUGAAGCGACUAGACUAGAAGAAAUUCUUACUUCUUCCUCGCAGCGGCCACCCUUACCGUCUAAAGCAUCGUCAACUCUUCUUUCUCGCCCUCAACUCUCUUCUAGACAAUCAUCAAAGCUCAAAGCACUGCAUCCUUUAGCAUCGAUAGACUUUCCUCCAUCCAUCCAUACACCCUCUUCAGAAGUGUUCGAUCUAUCUUCCACGCCUGGUCUGAACGGCACAACAUACUCGUCAUUACCUCCCUCGCCGAGGGGAGAAGUCGAUUUCGAAUUUACCGUUCCGCCUCCUCUACCUCCCCAGAAGAGAGGCUUAGGCAUCAAUGAGUUGGGUUCAGUCUUGGACAGAUUGACCAUCCCUUCUUCUGAGCAUUUAGCUGCAGAUGAAGAUGAAGGGGAAGAAGAGUUCUGGCCUGCGAGAUCUAGAAGACCGACGAUAACUGAAAAUACCUAUACCUUGAACGAUACAAACGAAGAUGGAUUAAGGAUAUCUUCUCCCGAACCUGAAAAGUACGAUCGCCAUCUGCACAAUGACGAUAAUGAGUUCAAGGGAUUGAACGAAGAAGGUAAAAUUGAGUUUUCGGGAAUAUGGGAUUUACUGAAAGAUGAGAUGGGUGCGGAAGAAUGGGAUGGUUGGGUCGUCGAUGGCAAAUGGGAGCGAAUCGCAAACUUCUUGGCUGUCCCAAUAGCAGUUGAGAAGACUACUACCUUCGGUGCCCUACUCUGUCUUGAUGGGUUCUUAUACAAUUUCACCGUCUUACCUAUAAGAUCAGCUUUUGCUAUCACCCGCAUCAUAUCGAAUGUGGUCAAACGAAAGGAAUGGUGGCCUAUCCCACUGGCUCAUCAACACUCGAUCUUAAGGAUGUUACUCCUUCUCAUACCUACAAUCAUCUUACUGGGCGCUACCGAUUCAAGUAAGAUGUAUCAUUCGGUUAGAGGUCAAGAUACAAUCAAGUUGUAUGUCAUUUUCAAUGCAUUGGAAAUCGCAGAUAGGUUAUGCUGUGCAUUCGGACAAGAUGUACUUGAUACGCUAUUCGCCAGAGAGACUCUAUCGCCUAGUAUACGGAAAAGAGGAAAAGGUAGAAAGAGACAACAAGCUAGACCUGUGUUUUUCUUUGCCCUGUCAUUGGGAUACGUCUUGGCUCAUACACUCAUCUUCUUCUAUAUGCUCGUAUCGCUCAACGUGGCUAUCAACUCCUACGAUUACACUUUGUUGUCCCUGCUGAUCAGUAACCAGUUUGUGGAGAUUAAAGGAUCUGUGUUCAAAAAGUUUGAAAAAGAAAAUCUAUUUCAAAUUAUGUGUGCCGACAUAGUCGAGCGAUUUCAACUUUCCCUCAUGCUUUCCGUCAUCGCGUUAAGGAAUAUGAUUGAGAUGGCCGGAUCAGAAAUCGCUUUCUUACCCAAGAGCUUCAUCAGAGGUAAAAAUCUGGUAGAUUCGAUCUUAUCGCCUGUACUAUUCGUUAUCGUCUCUGAGAUGAUCGUGGACUGGCUCAAGCAUGCUUUCAUCACGAAAUUCAAUCACGUUAGAGCAUCCGUAUAUGAACGAUUCACCGAUGUACUAGCGAAAGAUGUGUUGUUAGCUGGGUCUUUGGGAAGUGUAAGGAAUAGGAUAAGGGGAAGAAACCACCAAGUCCUUCUUGAUCAGUCACCUUUGGUUGCUCGGCGAUUGGGUUUCGCUUCCAUUCCCUUAGCUUGUUUGGUACUUCGCGUUGCAGCUCAAGCGAUAGGGAUGUUAUCAACCUCUUCUCAUCAUGAUGAAUCUCUAAAUGAUCUUACUGCUGGAGAUUGGAUAUGGACAAUAAUGAAAUGGACUAGUUGGACAGGAGUUGGACUCUGCGCCUGGGGAUGUCUGGUGUUCUUGAAAGUCAUUCUUGGUCUUGCCUUGCUGAGUUUCUCAGCUACUAGGCAAGAGGGGAUGGAUGCGAGAGAAGCAGAGGAUGCUGUGAAUGAUUUUGGCAGGUCAGCAGUAGGCGAAAGCAAAGAGGAAACGGAAUACAAUAAACAGAAUGCCCGAUACCUCUCUCAUCCCAAUGAUGACCUUCCGGCCUACCCGAGUCCCGGAUCGAUACAUACUCCCACUACACCUUUUGCAAUGCCGAAAUCGGUGUUGGUGAAUAAUGCAAAGAAGAUGAACGGAGGGAGCUUGAGUGAUCCUGAGAAAGUAAACUCUAAUUCCGAUUAUGAGACUAAAGAUAAAGACAAGGAAAAGAAAGGAGGAAAGAAAGGCAAAAAAUGGAAGUUGGAAGAAGUAGAAAGGUGGACAAUGGUCAAGAGGAUUUGGUAA
Messenger RNA from Kwoniella mangroviensis CBS 8507, 2442 nucleotides. RefSeq lists its product as uncharacterized. The coding region runs from base 1 to 2442 and encodes 813 amino acids. The transcript has 11 exons. The record is from RefSeq and is a predicted model, not a curated record. NCBI's taxonomy places the organism in Eukaryota, Fungi, Basidiomycota, Tremellomycetes, Tremellales, Cryptococcaceae. Gene Ontology annotation, cellular component: endoplasmic reticulum membrane.